AGUCGCUAGUGUUGUUUCAUUAAGUCAUGGCGGAUUUUUUCUUCUAAUUUAGAGAUUUACCUUUAAUUUUGUGGGUAGAUCUGCUAAAAAAGACGUCGUAUAAUUAAUUCGAUCUGUUCGUACGGUGGAAGCAAAGCGACAAGAACGUUUAAUUGACUUCAACUUGAAUCAAAGAAGAUAGCCAUCGACUUACAAGGAAAUACGUCUGACGGAUCGUCUCGGAUUUCGGUGGUAUAUAAAAUAAGUGAAAAUUAUACAAUUUAGACGUCGCACCGUAUUAAUUAAAUAUUACAAUUAGCAUGAUAAAAUAAGCGACUGCAACUGGACACGUCACUAUAUUUUACAGUUGCAGAAAAAGAUAUUGAGGCAAAAUGAAUGAAGGUGCACCUAUAGUGUACCAUGGGAACGGUGGGUUCGGCGCACCCGGAAUAUAUGUAGGCCAGGGUCAAAUGGAACGUCAAAAUCGGCAAUAUCCUAUGGAAGUGGUUCAAAUGAUUGGUGGAGUUGGGAUGCGCGGAAUGGGCUCCCCCAGACAGGGAAUGCAGCGCAGGUGGCAGCCACGUAGGGAGCGACAGCAAAAAGGCGAAAAUGCAUUUGGAUAUGAUUCAGAUGACUCCAGCCUAUCAAGUAAUGCCUCUGGCUCAAAUAAAUCCAGUGAAAAAGGGGACAAGCGCGACUCUGGCAGCUCGACGAACAACGUGAGCCGUGAGUGGCGCGCGCGCAACCGCCGCGAGCAUCGCCCGCGUAGGAUCGCGCCCGACCGCUACCUCACUGCUGCAUAUCCGUUUCAGGUCAAGUUCACGCCUGAUGAUUUGUUGAAUGGCUCGAAUUGGGAUACACUAUCACAAGAGAUCUGGGACAAGUUCAUAAAGUCCCAGCAGACUGAGGAGACAUUCCACAAGAAGAUGAACUUAUGGAGAUAUCUUUAUAUCACCAUUAAGUCAAUAUUCCCCCGCUACGGGCUGUACGUGGUGGGCUCCACAAUGUCGGGCUUCGGCCUCGAGUCAUCAGACAUGGACCUGUGCCUGUACGUGCGUGCGCUCGCGCAUCUGGAGCCGCGUGCGCAUGCGCUGCUGCACCUCGACUAUAUACUCGCCUAUAUACGCGCUAUUGAUCCUAACGCGGAGCUGAUCCAGGCGAAGGUGCCGAUCCUGAAGUUCCGCGACGCGCGCGCGGGCGUGCACGUGGACCUGAACUGCAACAACGUGGUGGGCGUGCGCAACACGGAGCUGCUGCUGUGGUUCUCGCGCGCGGACUGGCGCGUGCGCCCGCUCGUGGCCGUGGCCAAGCUGUGGGCGCGCGCGCACCGCGUCAACGACGCGCGCCGCCGCACGCUCUCGUCCUACGCGCUCACGCUCAUGGUCAUACACUUCCUGCAGUGCGGCGCUACGCCGGCGAUCCUGCCGCGCGCGAGCGAGGCGGCGUGCGGCGCGGCGCGCGCGCGGCCCGCCAACCGCACGCCGCUGGGCGAGCUGUUCGUGCAGCUGCUGCAGUACUACGCGCACUUCCCGUACGAGCGCAUGUGCGUGUCGGUGCGCGCCGCGCGCCGCCUGCCGCGCGCCGACUGCCGCAUGCACGACCCGCACGUGCAGCAGCUCAUCUGUGUCGAGGAACCGUUCGACCUGUCCAACACGGCGCGUUCCGUCUACGACCCGGAGUCGUUCGAGAAGAUCGUGACAGCUUUCCGCGAAAGCUACAAGCGUCUCUCCGCCGGCAUGCGGCUGGCGGACGCGUGGCCCGCGCCGCAGCGAUGAUGCCCGCCGCGCGCCCGGGGCCCGCCGCCCGACCGGGGCCCGCCGCCCGCCCGGGGCCCGCCGCCCGACGACCCGCCGCUAGGCCGACCGACUGGCAGGACCGCGGUGGUCUAGCCUGUGGUGCGAACCAGUGAUGUGAUGUGCCAGGGCGAUCGCCCCACUCGGCUUGUGACAGUGAAAUUGUGAAGUGAUCUUGACAGUGUUGCAAGGAGUCGCCGGUUGGGAUUCGUUUGGUUCGCUCGAUUAGUGGGGACUCAUGAAAAUAGUCGUGUAAUGUUUAACGUGACUCCACUGGGACUCAUCUCUUGCAACAUUAUCGCGUACAAAGCUAUAUUAUAAUAGGGUGCAGUCCCAAAUAGUGCCGUAACAAUAAUCGACUGGCUGUGAUAUGCGACUGAAUCCCUGUAUAUAUGUAGUCGUAAUAUAGUACUUAGCGUCCGACCGGAAAUAUCUCGGCGGCCGGUCGCCCGCCGGCGCGGCGGCUCUGUCCCGCCCUGCCCUGUUCUGUUCUCUCGGCGCGGGACAGAGCCCCCCCCCCCGCCUGCAAUGCAUUUUUAGUUCCUACUUUUUCACAGACGGCCACUUAUUAUUUAUAGUACAUAUUUUAUAUUUAUAGAACUAUUGUCACUAUGGACAUAUGUUAAAUCACAUAGUGCCAUGUUUUUAGUUAGUGUUGUUACUAGUCAGUUACGGCCCACCAAAGAGUGUCCGCUCUGAAAUCGGUCGAGACGCGCA
Messenger RNA from Colias croceus (clouded yellow), 2489 nucleotides. RefSeq names its product poly(A) RNA polymerase gld-2 homolog A-like. The transcript has 8 exons. The record is from RefSeq and is a predicted model, not a curated record. Bases 372 to 1754 code for a protein of 460 amino acids. Gene Ontology annotation, molecular function: poly(A) RNA polymerase activity. Lineage: Eukaryota; Metazoa; Arthropoda; Insecta; Lepidoptera; Pieridae. Gene Ontology annotation, cellular component: cytosol.